This is a messenger RNA of Phytophthora infestans T30-4, 330 nucleotides long. RefSeq lists its product as uncharacterized. Gene Ontology annotation, cellular component: membrane. Bases 1 to 330 code for a protein of 109 amino acids. Gene Ontology annotation, molecular function: oxidoreductase activity, acting on the CH-CH group of donors. The transcript has a single exon. The record is from RefSeq and is a predicted model, not a curated record. NCBI's taxonomy places the organism in Eukaryota, Oomycota, Peronosporomycetes, Peronosporales, Peronosporaceae. Gene Ontology annotation, biological process: lipid metabolic process.
AUGCAAUUCCGUCGUGACGAGAGCAAGAAGGGUCAGUUUAUUCAGAGCGGACUCUGGUAUUACAGCCGCCACCCCAAUUACUGCGGAGAGAUCAUGAUGUGGGCUGGUGUUUUUUUCGUGAGCGUGCACACACUGCCGACCACGGUGCUGAAAGUGUGGGCUGGUGUGAGCCCCGUGUUCGUUACAUUCUUGCUUAUCUUCGUGUCGGGGGUCCCGCUGCUAGAAAAGCAGGCCGAAGAGCGCUGGGGGGAGACGAAGGCGUACCAAGCGUACAAGGCACAGACGAGUGUGCUGCUGCCCAUGUCCAAGCGCAAAAUGAAGACGACGUAA